Varroa destructor (honeybee mite) is the source of this 618-nucleotide messenger RNA. RefSeq names its product brain-specific homeobox protein homolog. Gene Ontology annotation, biological process: regulation of DNA-templated transcription. The record is from RefSeq and is a predicted model, not a curated record. Lineage: Eukaryota; Metazoa; Arthropoda; Arachnida; Mesostigmata; Varroidae. Gene Ontology annotation, molecular function: DNA-binding transcription factor activity, RNA polymerase II-specific; DNA binding.
AUGGACCUUCGCACGGAUCGAGGCGUGCUAGAUAGCUCGGACGUGGCUGUGUGUCGCAGCGAAGAGCCUCAGAAAACGUCGUUUAUGAUUGAGGACAUUCUAGCUGAACGGCAGUGCUCCAUAGACAAUCCUGGUGAUUCGAUAACGAUUCAUACAGGAUCUGAUACACCUCUAGGCUCGGGUAUAACUGUGGGAGUACCUGGUCUACACUAUGUUGACUUUCGAGCUGGCAUGUUUUACCCAGAAUGGCUACGAGUACCCAAGAACGGCCCAGGCACCCCCGGAUCGCCACCGCUGCUAAGUUCUGCAGGAAUCGGUGUCACUUACUGUGGUGAAAGCGUUUCUGCGGGUGGGGCUCUUCUACAUCCAUCGGGUCGUGACCUUCGUUCGCCGUCGCUGCGCUGUCGUGGCCGUAAGGCGCGAACAGUCUUUACGGACCGGCAGCUCGAAGGACUCGAGGCAAAAUUCGCUUCGCAACGAUAUCUAUCAACGCCUGAGAGGUUGGAACUUGCGGCGGCUCUUGACUUGUCAGAAACCCAGGUGAAAACGUGGUUUCAAAACCGACGAAUGAAGCAUAAGAAACUUUUGCGGAAGGUUCAGACCACAACGAAUCACUAA